This is a messenger RNA of Drosophila guanche, 1827 nucleotides long. RefSeq names its product ADP-ribosylation factor GTPase-activating protein 1 (gene ArfGAP1). The record is from RefSeq and is a predicted model, not a curated record. Gene Ontology annotation, biological process: regulation of endocytosis; regulation of ARF protein signal transduction. The transcript is spliced from 5 exons. Gene Ontology annotation, molecular function: GTPase activator activity. Lineage: Eukaryota; Metazoa; Arthropoda; Insecta; Diptera; Drosophilidae. Bases 265 to 1674 code for a protein of 469 amino acids. Gene Ontology annotation, cellular component: Golgi membrane.
AUAUAUCACUUAAUAAUUUUUACAAACAAAUUCGCUGGUUUAUUCAAUGUGUUUAACUAAGUGGCAGUGCAGACUAGUUGGCAUUGAAGGGUCUUCAGGGGCUGGGGAGUCGUAAGCGCGUGUUUGGUUUCCAAUAUUGGCAGCACACACCGCCAGCGUCAGCAAAAAAGUUAUCAGCUGCGAAGAAGAAAAGACAAAAGCCAAAAGCAUUGAGUGCCACAAAGAGUCGCACGUAGCAAGUAGCUAACUGGCUGUUUUGUUGCCAUGGCCAGUCCCAGGACGCGACGAGUGCUCCAAGAGCUGAAGCCACAAGAUGAUAAUUCGAAAUGCUUCGAGUGCGGCACACACAAUCCCCAGUGGGUGUCGGUCACCUACGGCAUUUGGAUAUGUCUGGAGUGCUCCGGCAAGCAUCGCAGCCUGGGCGUUCAUCUGUCUUUCGUGCGCUCCGUGACGAUGGACAAGUGGAAGGACAUUGAGCUGGAGAAGAUGAAGGCGGGCGGCAACCGCAAUGCACGCGAAUUCCUGGAGGAUCAGGCCGACUGGAGCGAACGGGCACCCAUAACGCAGCGAUACAACUCCAAGGCUGCCGCUUUGUACCGCGACAAGAUUGCGACACUGGCCCAGGGCAAGAGCUGGAACCAAAGCGAAGCCGAAGCGCGGCUGGGCAGCAGCAACAGCCAGAGCGGCAAUAGCGGCAGCAGAAGCUCGCAGUCGCAUGCCAGUGCAACAGGUUACGGCGGCUCCUCCGAGGGCUAUCAGAAUGGAGGCGGCAGCUAUAGUGAUGCGCCCGGCUAUCAGCAGUACCAGACACAGGAAUUUCGCGAUCAGAAGGAGGAGUUUUUCAGCAAACGUCAAGUGGAGAACGCUUCGCGCCCAGAAAACUUGCCACCGAGUCAGGGCGGAAAGUAUGCCGGCUUUGGUUUCACACGUGAGCCACCGCCAAAAACGCAAUCUCAGGAGCUCAUCGACUCGACACUGUCCACGCUGGCCUCGGGCUGGAGUUUGUUCUCCACGAAUGCCUCAAAGUUGGCCAGCACCGCCAAGGAGAAGGCUGUUACCACUGUCAAUUUGGCAUCAACGAAGAUGAAAGAAGGCACUUUGCUAGAAACCGUUCAGAGCGGUGUUACAGACGUGGCCUUCAAGGUUACAGACAUCGGCAAGCGCGGCUGGAAUAACUUGUCGGGCAGCAAUGUUUCGUCCCCGCAGAGCGGCUACAACGAUCCCAAUUUCGAGGACAAUCCCUAUCAGCAGCGUUCCAAUUCGGUGGGUGGCAACUUAGCCGGAGGCUUGGGCCAGCAGAGCGGCGUCAGCGACAGCGACUGGGGUGGCUGGCAGGAGAAUGCCAACAACAAGACGCAUCUGACCAGCUCCAGUUCGUAUCACACGCAGCUAAGCAGCAACAGCGGCAAUGCCACGGCUGGCCUCACGCACGACGCCGACUGGUCUGGCUUUGAGGCUUCGUCGUCCAACUACCAGAGCGCGGAGACCUCCUACCAGAAUGCCCCAUCGGGCGGACAGAGUUCACGCCGCAACAUGAAGCUGCAGGACACCUCGCAAAAGCUGAGCGAAGGCUUCGACAAUUUGGAUGUGAAAAAUGUGAAAUCGAAACCGGCCGCUCCAGCGGGCGAAAAGGUGAACGCCGAAGAUGAUGCCUGGAACUUGCUAAUGAACUAGAGAGAUAUCCCUUCCCCCCAACCCGAUUCAUUUUCCCGAACCGCAGUGUAUUUAUCCGUUCGUUGAGUUUCCAUUUUUGUUUGUUUUGUUAUCCUCAUGUGAGAAAAAGAAGCUGUUGUGCGCGCAUUUAAUGUAAUUAACUGAAACUCCCCC